Biomphalaria glabrata is the source of this 7075-nucleotide messenger RNA. RefSeq names its product acetyl-coenzyme A transporter 1-like. The record is from RefSeq and is a predicted model, not a curated record. Gene Ontology annotation, molecular function: acetyl-CoA transmembrane transporter activity. Lineage: Eukaryota; Metazoa; Mollusca; Gastropoda; Planorbidae. Gene Ontology annotation, cellular component: membrane. The coding region runs from base 291 to 1910 and encodes 539 amino acids. The transcript has 12 exons.
UACAUGACACGUUAUCAAUAGAGUUUAUCUAGACUAGAUUCCAGAUCUAUAUUGUAACAAUAUUGUAAACUCAUCAUGACUACGAUGCAAUCGUGAUACAAUAUGUUGUUUUCAAUUUGUCUUUUUUCAUUUAGGAUAUAAGUCUAGAUCUAUCUCAUAUCUAGGUUACUAGAUGUGUUAGUAAGUGUUAAUCACAUAGAGCUGCAUAGUUAAGACCUAUUAAUAAGCUGAAGAAAAAACUGAUAUUUAAACACCAAGAGACUGGCUCUGUCACUGCAAAUUCAAGUGGAAUGAGGAAUAAAGAGGAUGAAAAGUCCCAAGAGGCAGACUCCUCAGGGGCUCGUAAAAGGGUUCAGAAGGUUCAGAGUUCGGAGUACACAGAUUUUGAUGCUAAUUACAGCUUUCCACACAUCCCUAUGACGUCUUCAGCACCAGACACCUCACCGGAGCAUGGGGCAAUCAGCAAGGAUCUAAGCAACAUCAUGCUACUAAUGUUUCUAUAUCUCCUUCAGGGGAUCCCUCUAGGACUUGCUGGCAGCAUACCAAUGUUACUACAAAGUAGAAAAGUUAGUUACACAGACCAGGCCCUGUUCAGUUUAGUCUACUGGCCUUUCAGUAUCAAACUGCUUUGGGCUCCUCUAGUAGACUCACUCUACGUGCAAUGGUUUGGGCGGCGAAAGACUUGGCUGAUACCGAUACAGUAUCUUAUGGGUGUGUUCAUGUUGAUACUGUCGACUCAGGCCAAAUUUCUCCUAGGCGACAGUGAUCACCAAGACAAUGUGAAUAUUCUUGGUCUGACGGUGAUAUUUGUCUUCCUGAACUUUCUGGCUGCAACACAGGACAUUGCAGUGGACGGCUGGGCUCUUAGCAUGUUAUCCAAACCUAAUGUGGGCUGGGCCAGUACUUGUAACUCAGUGGGACAAACUGCUGGAUAUUUCCUAGGCAAUGUCAUUUUCCUUGCCUUGGAGUCGGCAGACUUUUGCAACAAAUAUCUGAGAAGUCAGCCACAGACAGAGGGCAUAGUCACUCUAUCAGGUUUUCUUUGGUUUUGGGGCAUCACAUUCUUCGUCACCACCACCCUAGUUGGCAUACUCAAGAAAGAAACUAAAGACAUUGGCAGUGACCAGGAUCAGAGCAUUGCCGAGACGUACAAGACAUUGGUGAAAGUAAUCUGUCUGAAGCCGGUCGUCACUUACACCAUCAUCCUGCUCACCUCCAAGGUUGCCUUUGCUGCUGCUGAUAGUUUGACUGGGCUGAAACUAAUCGAAGCUGGCUUGCCCAAAGAGACACUGGCUUUGUUUGCUGUUCCCAUAGUGCCCCUGCAGAUAGUUCUUCCUUUGGUCAUCAGUAAAUACACGUCUGGCCCAAAGCCAAUGAAUAUCUGGCUCAAAGCUUAUCCGUACAGACUAAUGAUUGGAAUUCUGUACUGUGUUGUGGUCUACUGGGCCAGUCAUGUCCAGACUUCGCCCGGAGAGUUCCCUUGGUAUUUCUAUGUGGUCAUCUUGUCAUUCUAUGCCCUGCAUCAGGUUGCUGUAUAUUCUAUGUUUGUCGCCCAGAUGGCCUUCCAUGCGAAAAUUAGUGACCCAGUUAUUGGGGGGACCUACAUGACACUGCUGAACACAGUUGCCAAUUUAGGUGGUAACUGGCCCAGUACUUUAACACUUUGGGUUGUUGACCAUGUCACUUGGAAGACAUGCUCUUCAGGAUUGAGCUGCAACAGUGAAGACAUGAAAAAGGAAUGUCUGAAUGCUGGAAACACCUGCACCACGUCAUUGGAUGGCUACUACGUUCUCUGUCUUGUCUGCUCUGUCAUUGGACUACUGUUCCUCAAGUCACGCUCCAGCUCUCUGCGGCACCUGGGCGAGCUGGGAGAAAAAUCCUGGCGAUAUGCUCACAGUGGCAGGUCUUGACUACGGCUGGACGUCUAGGAGUCUUAUUAUUGAAUGAACUGGCUGCACUUUAUUUUUCUUUGAAGAGCAUUAUUUAUUGUUGACUUCAGGAAGUGCUGGUAAGAACAGAGUCAAAAGGCUGAAGCCACAGAUCACUUGAUCAAAGAUAGAAUAAAUAAGAUAGUGAUGACUGUUAUUUAACACUGGCUGGUUUUCAUUGAACUAUUCUGUUAUUCAGUUUAUAAGGUGAUGAUGUUAUUACAUGAAAUUUUUAACCAAUGUAUUGUCAUAGUGAACAAUUCGAUUCUUUCUGAACAGCAAAAUAUUUAGUACAUACAUUAGCAAGCCCUAGUAACUGAAUUAGUAUUUGACUAUGCUUGUCAACAUAGAAUGUGGAUCAAAUUCCAUCUCAAUCUUGGGUUUUUACAAUCAAAACCUGUUUCUGAUUGUUAGAUCCCAAUCGAAAUGAUUGCUCUGGAACACUGGGUGCUGGGGUUGUAUAGCAAUUAUCACUUUAACAUUAUAGUUACAUUACAUAACCCUUGCUUGUUGACGCAUUGCGGGUCAUAUACUGAUCAACAGGAGGGAUAAUCAGAUUGGCAUGAUUUUUCUUCCCUUCUAUUGAAAGACUAGGUGUCGUCUUAUGGUAUGAAUUACAUUCCUUCAAAUGGCUCUUAUAAUGGAAAUGUGUUUUAUUUGAAUGUAUUUAUAAUGUCAGUUAAAAUAAAACAUUUUACACCCAGCAGCCAUACACUAGUCCACCAAAAAUAUGCUCUACAGACAUGUACUUUGUGUUCAUGUCUUGAGUUUCAUGAGUAGGACUGAUGGGCCUUUUUUUUUUUGUAAAACCAUUUAAAUGCUGCCUUAGUUUUCAUGAACUGUUCUCUUCAUAGCAAGUUAUUAUCUUAUCUUAUAAGAUUACUGACGUUACUUCAAAAUAGAAGAUAAUCAUGAGUUCUAUGAAUAUUACCUGUGUUAACAAGUCCCAUUAAUUAAGUGAUGUGCCACCCCCCCUUAUUUUUUGUGUAUGUCAAAGAGAAAGCCAAAAACUGUAUUCUCCCUUUAGAAGGUCAUUUUACAUGAAGAGUUCACAGUACUCAAGAAAUAAACUGACAUUUUGAAGUAAACAAAUACAUAGACUGUUCUUGCAUUCAACAUUCGCAUGAGUGUAAAACUUAAUAUUGAAGUUGGUCAUUUGACUUUUCAAAAAAUGUUAUUCUGUUUUGUGGAUACACAUUACUGGUGUCUGGACUUAACCCAUCAGAUGUAUUGGUCUGGGCUUAGCCCAUCAGAAGUACUUGUCUGGGCUUAGCCCAUCAGAAGUACCCCGGUACUGGUCUGGGCUCAACCCACAAGUACUAGUCUGGACUUAACCCAUCAGAGUUUCUAAUAGUUUCUAGCUGGUUGGUCAUACACUUAGUUGAUUGCAGGACUAACUGGUCCUAUUUUUUUUUUUUUUACAUUGGUCUAUGCCUUUGAUAAUAGGCUUACUGUGGACCAAACAGGUUAAAAAAAAACUCAGUUUGUGUGAAGUUUUUGGCUCUGGUAGUGGGUCCAGUAUUUGGCUUUUUUUUUUUUUAAAUCAAAAGUCUAUUUACACUUCUGAUGCUAUUUUAGUUGUUUUAUCAUCUUAGCCCUGAACAAAAUAUAUUAAAAUUAGGAAACUUAAGGAAAUAAAAAUACUGGACUAUCUGAUCCUGUGAUUUUUUAAAAUUCAGGAAAUUCUGGUCCAUAAUUUGUUUAAUAGUUUCUAGCUGGUUGGUCAUACACUUAGUUGAUUGCAGGACUAACUGGUCCUAUUUUUUUUUUUUUACAUUGGUCUAUGCCUUUGAUAAUAGGCUUACUGUGGACCAAACUGGACAUUUCAAGUUAUUGUAAUAGCCAGCAGUUUUCUUUUUAGAAUUUAUUCUUAGGGCUACUUUGUUACUCUUCCUUGUUUAUUGACAUUGUGAUGCAUCUUUUUAUUUUGCUUUAACUACUUGUUAUUAACUUACAUGUCAUAUAUAUAUAUAUAUAUAUAUUUGACUGGACUCUAUGAGUUACUAUAGCAUGGUAUCUGUUGAGAUGUUAUUGUUAAAUAUUUUGUAACAAAAGCAAAUUAAUUAACAUUCAUCAGUUGCAUUUGGAUCAGUAACUAGUCAAAAGGACAUUUUACAAAAUUCUAUUGCAUUUGGAUGUCUUGUUGUUUUUGAUUAGCGGGACAACGAGAAGUUUCAAUCAUUGUUAGUACAAAGCUUAGAAUCUUUUAAUGGGAGGGGUAGGGUCAGGAAUAAAGUUUUUUAAAAUAUUGUUAUAAACCUGGUGGUGGCACAGAUGGGGGUAGUGGUGUGUGUGUAGUCAGCCGACGCAAAUCGCCCCAGGCCAGCGCUAGACGAGCGGUCAAGCGUGACAAGUUACGACUGUCAGCCGAGUCGAGCGUCAACAGGACAGUUCGGGAAGGAUCGCCGACGUGAACAGAGCUCAGGAGCGUCACGAGAGUUAUAGUCAUCUGACCACCUAGAAACGUCGAGGGGCGUUCUGUCCGGUUCGAGAAGGCCAGUAGGGACCCUAUAUAAGAGCGGAGGUGUCGCAGUCAAGACAGUCGAGAAAAGGGGCUCAAUACAGCACGGUUCACGGCAGGGGUUCAGAGCCCGGUUCACUACAGUCCGGUCGACUACAGCACAGUUCAGCGAUGUGGUUCUGUACGGAGCAUUACGACGGUUCAGUGCGGAGUACUAUCAAGUACAGUUGAGACGAACGGCGUCUUGAUCUUGGUCUGCGAUCGAGUCCGACACAACGAGCCUAGUGUGUGAAGUCAGUCCUGAACUGUUGAACCCAGUGCAAGCCCGGAACGAGAAGGAGAGGCCAGGGCAAGAGUUGAUACGGCGGAACGGUGUUAUCGGAGAGAUAUUUGUACAGUGUACGUGUUGCCAAUUGUACAGUAUUGGCUGUUAUUUAUUCAACUAUUAAAGUGUUACGUUACUUUGGAGCCCUGAGUUGUCAAGUUCUUUAAGUUGGUGGUGUAAGGUGCAGUUUGCAGAGAGCCUGGAUAGUGAGAUUCGUAACAAUAUAAAUAAGUAUAUCACAGCACAGGAUGGGGCAUGGGGAGGAGACUGAAUACUACUUGUAUAGUGCCACAUCUCCUUCAGAAUGGUAGAGCCUUGUAGAAAUGUUAUUGUGUUUGGCUUAGAACAAGUUUUCACCUUUUGAAUCUUAAAUUCUUUGCUUGACUGGUCAUUAAGUUAUUAUUAACUAUAUGGUUAUAGACUUAUGAGAUGGCCUGCACUCUAUUAAAAACAAAACUAAACAUUUAACUAUUUGAUCUUUAUAAAUCUUUGAUUUUUUUUCUGUGUUUUUUUUUUUUUUUAAGUGCAUUCUCUAUUUCUAUAGCCCACAGUCAAGCUGGCAAUGAAUUCUUGGUACAGUUGAGUCUGCAUCAAAGUAAAUACUCCAUAAGACUCACUCCCUUUCUCUUGUAUUUUGUAAUGGCCCUUCAAAUUAGUGACAAAGUCUUGUUCAUUUCUAGCUAUCAACAAUUGGAUAAGAAAACAUGCCAGAUUGUCAUUUGAUUUCAUUUUACUCUCCUUAUAUAGAUUAAGGGUUGAAGAGAGCUGGCUGAGUGGUGCAGCACUAGGCUUCCAAACCAAGGGGUCUCAGGUUAUAAUCUAGUGAAGACUGGCAUUUUGAAUCUCCCCCCCCCCCCCCCCCCCCCCAAAAAAAAAAACUCUUGACAUUAGCUGGCGGUCGGUCAACCUCAUUAACCAUCAUCCAUAGAAACAGAUUACCUUUGCAUGAUCUGCCUUACAGAUAGCUAGGUCUGAAAGGGAGAUGCUGUAUUUCAAAAUGAAACUAGGUUUUUUACUUUCUAUAAAAUAUGUUGCUUUUUUUUUUAAUGCCAAUAUUUAAUAAAGAAUUUUUUAAAAAGAACUUUUUUUUUUAGAAAUGGUUGGGACUAUUAUGAAUGUCAACAUUAUGAUUUAGUGUGUUCUUUUAAUUUUCUUGGGUUUAUGUGAAUCUUUUUUCUAAGAAAAAGUUUUGUUAUUUAUUUCUAUAUUUUAUUUCACCAUUUAAAAUGAUCCUAUAUUUAAUGCAACACAUUUCAAACUCAAUAUAACAUUUAACAACCCCAGUAACAUUCUGUAAACUAUCAUCACAUCUGUGAAGAAGUCUUACUGUUACUUAUGUUUCAUGCCAAUUGGAGUAAUGUCCAUUUCUACUUAAAUGUGUUACUCUUUUUCAUUCUCUAUAUUUGCUAUUCAAGUUUUGUAGUCAAAUUAUCUGGAUCACAUCUAUCCUCUCCACAAUACAUUAAAGACAUUUCAGAUCACUUAUAGACUAACGACAUUCAGGUUUUAAAUCAAUACGUUUAUCUAGAUAUCAGUAUAUUAAGCUCUGUUGAGAAUGAAAUUAGAUGUUUAUCAUUCGAAAUAAAAAUGUGAACAUUUAAUUCUUCUGUGUAAGCAUUAUGACCACAUUCUCUUUUAAGAUUUCCUGUGUAUCCAAUAAUCUUUAAACUCAACAGUGGCAGCAGUUUUCAAUUUAAAAAUAUAUGAACGCGGUGGCUUAAGCGCUUGGCUUACGUACCAGGGGUCCUGGGUUGAAAUCUCGGUGAAGACUGGGAUUUCGAGUUUCGGGAUUUUUAGUCGCCCCAGAGUCCAGACGACUCUAAUGGGUAUAUGACGUUAGUUGUGGGUAAGUAAAGGUGGUUGGUCGUUGUGCUGGUUAUAUGGCACUCAGCUCGUUAACCAUUGGUCAUAGAAACAAAUGACUUUAAGAUCAUCUGCCCCAUAGAUCGCAGGUCUGAAAGGGGAACUUUCUUUUUUUUUUAUUUUUAUUAUAAAUAUAAUUUUUUUUUUUACAUUUUUGUUCUGACUGAUUAUUGAUACUAUGAAAUAUUUUUUAGUGGGUGAAUGUUCAAACAUUUGUUGUCCAAGAUUUAAAGUAAGAGUAGAUUGAUUAAUAGCAUAAAGUUAUAGUGUUUUUUUUUUAAAUGAGCUUUUUCUUCUUGUGAUUUUGUUCAAAUACUUUAUUUAUUUUUAAUUGACUAGAUUUGUGAAGUCCUUACAAUUUGGUCUGAAAAUGUUUGCAGGCACUACAAACUAAAUAGUCUGUGAAACAAAUUGUGAUCUUGUUAUUUUUUCAGCUUAAAACUUUGUUAUUUUUCAAAGGCAUUGGUAUUAAAAGUCAAUUGACUAUUUGAAAAUCAA